AAUAUGUAGGAUGUGUCUGUGUUUACAACUAAAUAAUAUUAAUGUGUAUUUACAGUGUGACAUCUUCACUCAUUAACCUCGCAUUUAAUCCGACACCGGGGCUUGCUGUUAUAAAUAUUUAAUCCAUACUAGAGAAGUGUGUUCAUUGUUCCUGAACUUACCAUCUAAUUAUGCAGAGAGACUGAUAGACACCGUCUGACUAGAAUUCAUAGCUAGCUGCAGUAUCAUCUUCCUCGGCAGGCAAUGCAUGGGUAAAAUAAACAAUGGUCUGGGAAGAGGUUGGGAGUAAUUUUCUGAAUAUGUUUUUCUUCAGGUUUCAUUCAAGAGGGACGGGGAAUUUAUUGAAGUUGUUCCAAUGGCAGAGCCCCCAGCUGCUGCAGCCGGACUGAUGGCCUAUCGGGCGUCAAAGAACCUACUUAAUCGGGAUAUGGACGACACUAAAAUGCAAAAAUCCCUUUCACUGCUGGAUACAGAGGAGAGGGGGCUGAGUCCUUUCACUGAAAAACCUUUCCGAAUACGUACAGGUGACCAAGAACCUAUGUCCAUCCCUGUGACGGAGGCCAUCCCAGAAACGGUGGUCAGUCUAGAAUUUCCGCGUUGGGUUCACAGUACGGAUCCUGCUUAUUUCUUCCACCAAAUGCAUCUUCCAAUGAGUGAUGGGACAGUGGAGGUUCGAGCAAUGCUCACCUGGACUUUAAACCCACAAGUGGAUAAUGAAGCUCUGUUUAGCUGUGAAGUGAAGCACCCAGCACUCUCCAUGCCUAUGCAGUCUGAAGUUACACUAGGUAAGACUUUCUCCAUUCUUCAUGAGCUGCACUUGUUCAGUACAAUAUAAGGCCACCACCAGUGUCGAAUGUCUUAUAAUAAAAUACAUAAUUCUCUUAUGGGCCGUUUAUACAUGGAGACAUGUGGUGUGUUUAGAUCCGUAUACACCCACACACUCACAUUUAUCUACACACGUACCUCCACACAGAUACACACAGGGGCGGACUGAGAACACUCAGGGCCCCCGGGCAAAAUAAAUCAAGGGCCCCCUUCAGGCCCCACCCACGUUCUGUCGCAAGCCCCACCCUUGUCCCACCUCCAUGCCCCUCCUCCAGCCACACCCUACACAAUCUUUAGACACAAAGAACAAAAGUGCAAUAUGUUCUAAACAAGUGUAAUUUAAUUAACGAAUGCAAAAACCAAACUGUGCAAAAUAAACAAAUGCACAAAGACAAUUGCAUUACCAAUGAUAGACAAACAAAAACAAGUGCAUUACAAAAUCAUAAACAGACAAAGCCAGAGUAUCAUAAAUAGACAAACCAAAACAAGUGCAUUACAAAAUCAUAAAUAGACAAACCAAAACAAGUGCAUUACAAAAUCAUAAAUAGACAAACCAAAACAAGUGCAUUACAAAAUCAUAAAUAGACAAACCAAAACAAGUGCAUUACAAAAUCAUAAAUAGACAAACCAAAACAAGUGCAUUACAAAAUCAUAGACAAACCAAAACAAGUGCAUUACAAAAUCAUAAACAAACCAAAACAAGUGCAUUACAAAAUCAUAAAUAGACAAAACCAGAGUAAUACAAAUCAAACAGACAAAACCAGAGCAAUACAAAUCAUAAACAGACAAAACCAGAGCAAUACAAAUCAUAAACAGACAAAGCCAGAGUAUUACAAAUCAUAAAUAGAGAGCAGACGUGCCAACUCGAGCUCCAGUCCUUCUGAGAAAAACGACGAUUAAAGAAAGAAAAUCAAGCAUCAACCCACUGCAGAGGGAUAUUGGCGCAGGGAUCAGUUAAAGGAUCACCACGGUGUCAGGAAAACAAACUCGUUUUACUGACACUAUAUAACCCUUAGGUUCCCCCUUCCGGUGUGCUAAAGGAGUUAAAACCCCUUCAGCCACUUACCUUUAUCCAGUGCAGUGACUCGCGGUGACCUCUCCACCCCCGCCGGCGUCAGCUCCCAAGUGGGGCGUAAUCCGCGGCAAGAGCACGAUUUUCGCAUCCAGUGUCACAGAAGCGCCUCUAGCAGCUGUCAGGAAGACAGCCACUAGAGGCUGGAUUAAUCCUGCAAUGUAAACAUAGCAGUUUCUCUGAAACUGCUAGUUUUACAUUUGAUGGUUUAAAACCUAGGGGGCCAGGCACCCAGACCACUUCAUUGAGCUGAAGUGGUCUGGGUGAUUGUAGUGUCCCUUUAAGUAAAUAAAGGGUUUAUUUUGUAUGCAUUGAUGCAGACUAGCAUUCGGCCGAAUAGAAUACUGGAGUACUGGCGAAUGAGUUUUAAAAAUAUAUAUAUUUAAUAUAGUCAAAAAAUAUUUUUUUUAGAUAGAGAUAUAUAUAUAUAUUUUUUUUAUUUAUUUAAAAAGGGUGCCCAAAAGGUAGAUUCCCAGAUGUUUUUAAACAACAGCUUAUACAAUGCUUUGCCAUUCUAAAAGCAUGCAAAGCAUCAUGGGAGUUGUAGUUCUACAACAUCUGGGUAGCUACCUUUCGUGCACUCCUGCUAUAAACUAUACAAAAUCCAGUACACUCACCCACGUUUUGAAAAAUAUAAUUGUUUUAAAAAAAAAACACAGGAAUGAAGCAAAAAUAGAGGUACUCUAGCUACAGUAUAUGAUCAUCUGCAUCAGCUUGUCACAAAGUCAAUGUGUCCCAUAAUGUAAGCACAUUUAAGAGAGUGCAGAUUCACGGUUUCAUAUAUAUGUGCUCCGUGAAUGUUAUAAGUGAUUUUAUAUAUUUUUUAUUUUUCUAACAAAAGUUACUAUAAUGCAUGGCUUGACAAAUUUGUUUGAAAUCUAGGAGUCAGCUAAAAAGUUAGCAGCCAGUCUUUUUAACCCCUUAAGGACACAUGACAUGUGUGACAUGUCAUGAUUCCCUUUUAUUCCAGAAGUUUGGUCCUCAAGGGGUUAAACGAACAAAGCUUCAUUUUAAAAAAUGAAAAACACAAUUCUUAAGGGGACACUAUAGUCAUCAGAACCACUGCAGCUUAAUGUAGUUGUUCUGGUAUCUGUAGCAUGUCCGUGCAGGAUUUUUAAUGUAAAGACUAUCUUUUCAGAGAAAAGACAGUGUUUACAUUGCUGUCUUGGGACACCUCUUGAUACCUCUGAUACCUAGGCCAAGUUGGCUCCUCUUACCUCAAUUACGGUUGCUGGUUGGCAGUCUGUGGCCGCGGCUGGCAGGCUGUGGGCUUGCUGGCUGUAGGCCUGUGGCCGGCUGCUGGCCUGUGGAUGGCUGUGGGCAGCUGGCCUGUGGGUGGCGGGCGGGCAGGCUGGCUGGCCUGUGGCGGGCGGCGGCGGCUGCCCUGUGGCGGGCGGGCGGCCUGUGGCUGGCUGGCUGGGGGGCCUGUGGUGGGCGGGCGGCGGCUGGCCUGUGGCUGGCUGGGGGGCCUGGGCCUCUGGCUGGCUGGCUGCUGGGGGGCCUGGGCCUCUGGCUGGGGGGCCUGGGCCUCUGGCUGGCUGGCUGGGGGCCCUGGGCCCCUCUGGCUGGCUGGCUGGGGCCUCUGGCUGGCUGGCUGGCUGGGGGGCCUCUGUGGCUGGCUGGCUGGGGGGCCCUCCUGGCUGGCUGGCUGGGGGCCUCCUGGCUGGCUGGCUGGCUGGGGGCCUCUGGCUGGCUGGCUGGCUGGGGGCCUCUGGCUACAGCUGGCUGGCGGGGGCCUCUGGCUGCCCGGCUGGCUGGCUGGCUGGGGGGGCCUCUGCUGGCUGCCUGGCUGGGGGGCCUCUGGCUGGCUGCCUGGCUGGGGGGCCUCUGGCUGGCUGGGGGGCCUGGGCCUCUGGCUGGCUGGCUGGCUGGGGGGCCUGGGCCUCUGGCUGGCUGCUGGGGGCCUGGGCGCCUUGCCGACCUUGCUUGGCUGGCUGCUGGGAUCUGAAGACCUGCUGGGAUUCAAGUUAUUCAGGACAGCAUGGCUUCCGGUCCCGUGCAGGCGGCGCCCGUCGACGUCAUCACGUCACGUAGUGACGUCGACGCACCUCCGCGCACAGGACCGGGCCCCUCCUCCUCCUAUAGAGGUAAGUAUGCUGCGCCAAGCCCGCCCCCCGAUCGCCUACAAAAUGAUUUUUGAAGUCCGUGCACAUUAUGUUAUGUGCACGGCAGCGGCGGGCCCCCUUGCCGGCCGGGCCCUCGGACCAUGUCCGAAGUGCCCGACCGGUCAGUCCGCCCCUGGAUACACACACCCACACUUAUCUAUAAACAUACCUCCACACAGAUACACCCACACUUACUUACACACACAUACCUCCCCACAGAUAUACCCAUACUCAUCUACACACAUACCUCCACACAGAUACACCCACACGUAUUUACACACAUACCUCCACACAGAUACACCCACACGUAUUUACACACAUACCUCCACACAGAUACACCCACACGUAUUUACACACAUACCUCCACACAGAUACACCCACACACCUGCCUAUGUACACAUUAUCCACACACCACAUUCAUCUACACACAUACCUCCACACAGACACACCCACAGACCUACCUCCAUACCCAUACAUCCACACGCCUAGCUCUACAGAGGUACAUUUACAAACCUACCUCCACACACAUUCAUCAACACACAUAUCUCCAUACACAUACAUCCAGACACCCACAGUCCUCUACACACAUAACUCCACACAGAUACACCCACAGUCCUACCUCCAUACACAUACAUCCACACACCCACAUUCAACACACAUAUCUCCAUACACAUACAUCCACACACCCACAUUCAUCAACACACCUUCCUCCAAACACAUUCAUCCAUACAACCAGCUCCACACAGAUACACCUAUACACCCACAUUCAUCUACAUCCAUACCUCCACACAGAUAAACCCACAUUAAUUGACACAUAUUCACAUUCAUUUACACACAAAUAUACAGAUAUACACACACAUACCUCCACCUAGUUCCCACCUAUUUACAAUUUUAUCAUCAAUUUCCUGAACACAAUAGAAGCUCAGGGGACU
Pelobates cultripes (western spadefoot toad) is the source of this 4934-nucleotide messenger RNA. Lineage: Eukaryota; Metazoa; Chordata; Amphibia; Anura; Pelobatidae. The record is from the annotation of a GenBank genome assembly.